Molecule: messenger RNA, 1673 nt
Organism: Verruconis gallopava
Lineage: Eukaryota; Fungi; Ascomycota; Dothideomycetes; Venturiales; Sympoventuriaceae
Exons: 1
Coding region: 489-1340 (283 amino acids)
Biological process (GO): riboflavin biosynthetic process
Molecular function (GO): 5-amino-6-(5-phosphoribosylamino)uracil reductase activity
Source: RefSeq, a predicted model, not a curated record
CAGAACGAGCAACGCUCGAGCGCCUGCUUUCGUUCUGCCCAGAAAGAAUAACUCGUUUGUGCACGGCAAAAAGUCCCGAAUUACUAACGCUUCAUGUAAAUUCGUGCGAAAGAGCAAGCAAGAGAUUAGGGAAAGCUGGUAGUGGUAUUCACCCUGCAGCGAACUCUUCCCCCUCCAACCCCCACUCCGUCUUUCCGGAACGCCUUCCUCUCACUUUCGCACACUAAAAAAUCACGUGUUUUUUGUUCCCAACGCCCUCGCCCUCCCCUUCACCCACAAAUAGGACAAGUUCUGCCGGUUCAACCGACAACAAAGUCGAAUCUUUGGACGGUUCACCCGCCUACCACUAGAGAGAAAAACGUGCCGCGGAGACGAUGCCCACGCCCCGAGAAACAGGAUCGGACGAGGCCACUUCGUAACAAAGAAGAGUAAAAUAAACGAAAAAUUCGAACUUUUUUAUAAAAAAAAAAAAAGAAAAUAUAAAAGUAAUGGCGCAGCAGGGGGCUCCCGCUCGGCCUCGUGCGAAAGAAGCGCUGAUGUUUCCGGCGUCGUCGCGGGCGUUCAUCGAUCCGUACCUGCCCACGGCGGAGGGCAACCGCGAAGACGGCGUUGGCGGGACCGACCGGCCGUUCGUGACGCUGACAUAUGCGCAGUCUCUUGACUCCAAGCUGGCGCUCGCGCCGGGCGCGCAGACGGCGCUUUCGGGGCCGGAGACGAAGGCGAUGACGCACUACCUGCGGUCGAGGCACGACGCGAUCCUGGUCGGCGCGGGCACGGCGAUGGCGGACGACCCGGCGCUCAACUGCCGGCUGGCAGGCGUCGGUCUCGACGGGCAGCCGCGGCCGGUCGUCGUCGACGCGCGGGCCCGCUGGAGCCCGGGCAGGUGGCCCGACGGGGUGGCGGCGUGCAUGGCGCUGGCAUUUCACGGCACGGGCAAGGGCCCGUGGAUCCUCACGUCCAAGGACCCGACCGAUCUUGACCCGGAAUGGGUGCGCUGCGCGGAGCGGUGCUCCGGCGCGUACAUCACGGUGCCUGCGACGGACGGCGAGAUGGACUGGCAGGCCAUCCUUGCGGAGCUCGGGCGACGAGGAGUCGACAGCGUCAUGGUCGAAGGCGGCGCCAAGGUCAUCAACGCCCUGCUUCAGGAGAAAAAUCUCCACCUUGUCGACGCGGUCAUAGUCACAAUUGCACCUGUCUGGCUGGGCGACGCCGGCGUCAACGUGAGCCCCCCAGCGCUUCGUUCCGGCGACGGAUCGCUGCGCGCCGCCACGAGUCUAGCGGAGGUGAGAUGGCAGCAGUUUGGGCAGGAUGUGGUCAUGUGCGGCAAAAUCAAGCGAUAAACGUUUGGUUGCUUCCUCUUCGGCACAAUUUACGGACAUGGAUCAUUUGCAAUUGUACGGUAUAAGGUGGUGGAGCAUGCCCAAAUUAUGUUCAUGUAUCUUCCCCUCUGCGAGCGUCACGUCUAAAAGUGCUACUGUUUCCCCGGGCCUUGGUCAGCUCAGUGCCUCAAGCCUCCAGCUCCUUUGGUAUACCAGAUAAAUGUGAUGCUGCGGUUGCAGAUGAUGUGGCUGAUCCCAUCACAGCACUCCUGUGUUCUAAUGAAGAAGCCAGAAGAUUAACACAAAGUAUGAUGACGUCUCUAUGCAGCUUCCUAGAAGUGUUAUUCAACUGCC